UGUUGUCGCAUCUCUUAUUAUGGUGGUAUAUGUAGUGAGGAAUGUACAAGGAAAGUUUCACAGUUACAAUCAAGUGAGAGAAAAUUGAGAAACGAAUUGGUCCAGCUACAAAAUGUGUUUCUAGAAAGACUUACCAAAACUGAUAAAGAAAAUUUGGAGUGUAGAAAAAAGAGAGCGUACGUAGGAUUUUCGGCAUACAUGUCUCAAGGUUUUGUGGAUGGCCACAGUAAAUUUUUAUCACUGGGUAAAACGCUGAUAUUUGACAUGACAGAAAUCAACACUGAUGGUAUCUACAACACGAAUACGGGUAUCUUCAAAGCGCCAUCUACCGGAAUGUAUGCAUUCACCUGGACAAUCUGUGUGGACAGCAUUACAGAUGACGAUGGUUAUGGAGAAUUCGGAGUAGAGUUGGUUAUUGAUGGAAAAAAUUGUGGAAAAAUAUAUGCAGACACAGGAGUACGCACUGAUGACCAAUGUUCUACUGGAUUUGUUAUUAAAUACAUGACAGAAGGUGGCGCUGCUCGUUUGAGAAAUAUAUAUAUACACCAAGGUCGUCUUCUAAGCAAUGAAAACCGAGCACGUACAACAUUUACAGGAUGA
This is a messenger RNA of Mytilus trossulus (common blue mussel), 600 nucleotides long. RefSeq lists its product as uncharacterized. Gene Ontology annotation, molecular function: protein binding. The transcript has 2 exons. The coding region runs from base 199 to 600 and encodes 133 amino acids. The record is from RefSeq and is a predicted model, not a curated record. NCBI's taxonomy places the organism in Eukaryota, Metazoa, Mollusca, Bivalvia, Mytilida, Mytilidae.